Molecule: messenger RNA, 1221 nt
Organism: Adineta steineri
Lineage: Eukaryota; Metazoa; Rotifera; Eurotatoria; Adinetida; Adinetidae
Source: the annotation of a GenBank genome assembly
AUGACGAAUUUACAGAUCAAUCAAUCUUUUCCAUUUGAGAUUUCUUAUGAUAUUGUUAUGAAAGAUUUACGUAAAUGGUAUAGGGAAAUUGUAACAAAACUUGAUCAAAUCUCUGAUAAUAUUCUUGUGGAUAUGACAACAACAUUUAAUGAAGUUCAUUAUUUUGCAUCAUUAGCAGAUAGACUUUUAAUUGAACAAGAAAAUCAACUUAAAAAAGCUAAAUCACAUCAAGAUAUGAAUAUUAUCGAAGAAAGAAUCAAUCAAAUAAUAUUCGAAAUUGAACUUUUACAAUCUUUAUCAUUUCAUUUAAAUUGUGAUUCAGUUAAAUUAAUUGGUAAACUUAAAAUAAAUUUUAAUAAUAAUGAUAUUAAAUUGAAUGAUCCAUUAAUUCCAAUAUCUUCGUAUCGUUUUCUUAUUUCAAGAAAUGAUGCUAUUGAAUUAAAUAAACAUUCUCUUUCCUUUUGUCAUCUAACUUCACUGCAUAAUGAAUCGAUUUCUGAAUGUGUUUUAACAUUUAUUGUAUUCGAUUUUGAUUCAUUUCUAAAUGCAUUUAAAACAUAUUGGAAUUUAUUUACAAAAACUAAUCAAAUUCGUUUAUUGAUGUGUCCAACACAAAUAUCAUUUAUCCUGGAACAAUCAAAUGAAACAUUAAAUUAUUUAGAAGAUUCUUUUCAAUUAAAUCAAAUAAAAAUAUUUCCAGACUUCUGUCCAAAAUCUGAUGAAAAAAUUUUAUUAAUCAAUGGAAAACAACAUGAUCUUAUUAUAGAUUGUGUUGAAGAAAUUUAUUAUAAUAUUGAAGAAAAAAAUAAUCGAAAACAAAAUAUUAAAUUAUAUAAUCCAAGUCAUUUAUCAACGAAAGAUAUCGAUGAAAUAAUAAAGAAAAAUUUAGAUUACGGAGGUUUUAUGCAAAAUCAAAUUCGAACUAAUUAUUCUCAAGCAAAUCUAUUUGAACAUACUGAAAGUAGUGAUGAUGAUGAUGAUGAUUUAUGGAAUGAAAAUGAUGAAUGGUGGCAUUAUUCAUCUAAUGGAAAUAUGAGUUCCGAAGUAAUUCAACGUGAAAUAAAUGUUAAUAAUGUACAAGCUGGUGCUAUUAUAGGAGUUAAUGCAUUGCGUAUUGAUCGAAUUAAACAAAAAACUGGAGCAUAUGUUUAUAUUAAUGGUGCUAAUCAAGAUCUUAAACGAACUGUACGAAUUUAUAAUAUUAUUUUAAAUAUACAGUAA